ACGCGAGCGACCGGCCGACCCCGAGCCCCUGAGGCCGCGACGCAACACGCAAGACGCCGCCUCCGACUUCGAGCGCGAGCACUGCCGCCCAGAGCGCCGAGGCCGAGCCGCCGGAGAGGCAUCCCACCGGCCGCCGCCCCGCGCCCCGCGCCCCCGCCUGGCCUUGUCGUUGGUCACCGAGCCGGGCUCUGCGCGUGGCCGAGGUGCCGACUGCCGAGCAGCCGAGCAAGCUGCACGCCGCCGGGGCUGCGCGCGUGGACGCGUGGCCGACUGCCGAGCAUCCGAGCAAGCUGCACGCCGCCGGCCGCCGGGUGUGCCAAGCUGCAGAGCACCGCGGCAGCGCCCCUGGACCGGCUUUCGUCGCGUCCUUCGUCGGCGACGAGCACCCACCACCACCAACACCAGGGUGCGCCAAGUUGCAGAGCAGUGCGCCAACGCCCCUUGACCGGUGAGUGUGCUUCUGAAGUUCUGGGAUCUCCCAAAUUUCAUACCGCUAGCGCCGACACCCUACCCAAGCUAACCAGGUCUUCAUCGGUUCCCUUCUCCAGGCCUCCAUCGCGUUUUCUGUUGGCAACGAGCACCCACCAGGUACUUUGCGCCAGGAUAGCAGUGCUAUGUCAAAAGCUCCAGAUGAUCAGUUGCAAGCAACAGAGCAGGAAGAAAGUGUCCAUCCAAGUCAACAAGCAGGGCAACAACAUGUUAAUACACCAGAUCAGAUCUCCAAAACAGAACUAACUGAAGGGUCAAAAAAUGAACAACCUGUCCAAGUAGAGCAACAGAAUUCCAACCUACAACAAGCACAUUCAGAAAUUCAACUACAACAGGCUGAAACAAAUAGCUUCCAGUUAGCUGAAAAAGAAACAGGGUAUUUUGGUCAACAGAGUUUUGCAGGUGCCAAGGUGGAUGUAGCCCAGCCUUCAGUAGUUCAGCAGAAUGUAAAGCAAACUGUUGGUCAACAAGCAUCAUCUGGUGCUCAGGAUACAAGGAAAGGACCAUCAAUACCAUUUAAUUUGUUAAUUCCAAUCCUACAGGCACAUCUUGACAGAGACAAAGAUAUGCAGCUUCAAGCUGUAUGGGCAAAACUUAGGCGUAAUGAAGUCCACAAAGAUGAUUUCUUAAGAGUUAUCAGGAAUAUUGUUGGGGAUCAAAUGCUCAAGCAGGCAGCUCAUAAAGUUUUUGUACAGAUGCAAGCACAGGCGCAAAGAAAUAGCCAGGCAAAUCCAAGUCAGCAGUCUUUAUUCUCUCAGGUUUCUUCACAGCAGAUGCCUUCCAGUGGUUCCACUCAAACGCAGAACAGUGUACACUAUCUUGCUCAUGAUAACACUAACCAAAACCCUGACGCAAAGGGAACAAAUGCUGUACCAAAUCAACCACCUAGAAUGAACACAGCAGUUCCAUUGCAAGCAAAGAACAAACAACAUCAACCAACACAGUUGCAGCAGGCCUCACAGCAAAUAUAUGGAGCAAGUAAUCCCGGUGCCCAGGCUUACCCUCGGUCAAUCACUGGUUCUCUUAGAUCACCGAGUCCUGUUCCAGAAACACAGCCAUCCAUGCAUGCUCCUGGAAUGGCUCCUGCAAAAAUCGUCCCUCCUCCUACUCAUCCAAUGAUGCAGCACAAUGCAGUUGCAUGGCAAAUGCAUCAAAACAAGGAAUUGAAAACUAAUGCCCCCCCUCCAAAUGCUAUUGUUAAGCAAAAUUCUGAAUCUGUUGGCAAAGCACGCAUGGCUGGCACAGGAAAUUCUUCAGCUAAAGGAAAACAGGGAACUCCUAACUCUACACCCAAUGCUAGUGGAGGUGCAAAGAGCAAGAAAUCAGGUGGGCAGAAGAAAUCAUUGGAAGCAGCAGGCUCUACACAACCUUCAAGCAAAAAGCAGAAGACAUCUGGAGCCUUCCAGGAACAAAGCAUUGAUCAACUUAAUGAUGUCACAGCCGUUAGUGGUGUUAAUAUCAGGGAAGAGGAAGAGCAAUUACUGUCUGCCCCUAAGGAAGAGAGCCUUGCCUCACAAGAAGCACGAAGAAUUGCACAGGAAGAAGAAGAAAAUCUUUUCCUAAGGAAGGGUCCACUCCUGAAGAAACUAGCAGAAAUCGCUCGGAAAUGCGAUCUGAAGAAUAUUAGUGGCGAUGUGGAACACUGUUUAUCAAUGUGUGUGGAGGAGCGUUUGCGAAGACUCAUAAGUACUCUCAUACGAGUCUCAAAACAGAGAAUCGAUACUGAAAAGACCGGGCAUCGACUAGUUAUUACUUCGGAUGUUGGUCGUCAAAUUUUACAGAUGAAUCAGAAAGCUAAGGAAGAAUGGGAUAAAAAACAAGCAGAAGAAGCUGACAAGAACAAGAAACAAACUGAGGCUGAUGGCAGUGGUGCUACCGAUUUGGAAAAAGAAAAAGAGGAAAGUCGCCCAAAGAAUGUCAAGCCCAACAAGGAAGAAGAUGAUAAAAUGAGAACAAAUGCUGCUAAUGUUGCUGCCCGGCAAGCUGUUGGAGGAAGUGAUAUGCUGUCAAAGUGGCAGUUGAUGGCUGAGCAAGCCAGGCAGAAGCGAGAAGGCCUUGAUGUGUCUGCUGCUUCACAGCCAGGCAGAGGACCUGGUUCCAGGCCAUUCUUGAAAUUUGGAAACGGUCCUGGCGAACACCAGGAAGGUUCAAAGAGGAGCCAUUCGGUGGCAUUCGGAACUGGAGGCAUGAAAAGACCAGGCAGGACACCUUUUGCUGGUCCACAGCGAUUGAUCUCCGUGAAGGAUGUCAUUUGUGCCCUUGAGAGGGAGCCUCAGAUGACAAAAUCACGGCUCAUCUACCGGCUGCACGAGCGGUUUCCUGUAGAUUCAACUGUAGAUUAGACCGGAAUAGUCAUAUACUCCGUACUGGUGUGGUGCAUGCCCAAUUGCCCUUGCAUGGUACUCCGUAAUUAACAGCGAAGAAGCAUACCUGUCACUCCUUCCAUUUGGUGUGGUUUGGAGUGGCACUGUAUAUUGGUUGAAAAUCUGCAUCACAAAGGCGGCGAAUUGCCAGCCAAAAGAAAAAAGUAUCUCUGUACAAAUUGCAGUGUAAGGGGGUGUUUCUGGCAUUUGUCUAUUCUGCAACCACUGUUUGUUGGUUGGCUGGUUGCCAUGCGCGUCUUUGUGCUCCCCAUUGUCCUAUGUCUGCGUGCCCUAAGCAUGGAUUCUGACAGUGGACAUGCGAUUACGCGCAGUUAGUUUAUUUUUGAGAAAAAA
Messenger RNA from Sorghum bicolor (sorghum), 3206 nucleotides. RefSeq names its product transcription initiation factor TFIID subunit 4b. The record is from RefSeq and is a predicted model, not a curated record. Gene Ontology annotation, molecular function: DNA binding; protein heterodimerization activity; RNA polymerase II general transcription initiation factor activity. NCBI's taxonomy places the organism in Eukaryota, Viridiplantae, Streptophyta, Magnoliopsida, Poales, Poaceae. The transcript has 15 exons. Gene Ontology annotation, biological process: transcription initiation at RNA polymerase II promoter. Gene Ontology annotation, cellular component: transcription factor TFIID complex. Bases 615 to 2831 code for a protein of 738 amino acids.